UCUGAAAAUGCAAAAUUGAAAUUUUAAAUUCAUGCCCGGUUCUCGCCCGACGGCGCCGUUUCAAGCUAGGGUUUCUCUGCAGCCACAGAAUCCAAUUUCAACUUCCAACACUCUCACAAAAAACCUAGCUAAUAAGGUAUCUGACCCAAAUUCGAAUCUUAGGGUUCAUCGCACUGCUUGCUUUGAGGAUUUAAGCCAAUCCAAUGGCAUAAUUGCAAGCUAAGCUAAGGCUUAGUCGCCUACAAAUUGAUUCCUUUGCAGGUCUAUAGGUAUCAAAAAGGUGGAGAGGAAAUUUGGGCCUAAGAACAAAUGGAAGAUUUUCCUGAACGCAGUCGUUUCGACGACAACCAAAUCGCCUACAAUGGAAACGAAGAAUUUGAACAACCACCAGAGCAACAAUAUGAAGAAUUUGAACAACCACCAGAGCAACAAUUUGAUUCGGGGCGUGGUUUUGAAACGAAUCAUAACGUAGAUAGUGAAGGCAAUGAGUUUAGGGAUUCAUUCAAUCAUCGUGAUUCGGCUGCGGGAAAACUAUUUGUAGGAGGCGUUUCUUGGGAGACGACUGAAGAGGCCUUUACCAAUUACUUCAGCAAGUAUGGAGAAAUAGCAGAUUCUGUUAUAAUGAUUGAUAAACAUUCUGGGAGGCCAAGGGGGUUUGGGUUUGUAACAUUUGCUGAUCCAGGGGUUGUUGAUUCGGUUUUGGAGGAAGAACAUGUCAUAGAUGGCAGAGUGGUGGAGGUAAAGAGGACAGUCCCGAGGGAGGAUAUGGGGUUUAAGGGGAUAUCGAAAAGAAAGAAGAUUUUUGUUGGUGGAAUACCAACGUCUUUGACUGAUGAUGAGUUGGGGGAAUAUUUCUCUACAUAUGGUAGCAUUGUUGAGCACCAGAUUAUGGUAGAUCAUAAAACUGGGAGGUCUAGAGGAUUUGGGUUUGUCACUUUUGAGAAUGAAGAUGCUCUUGACAAGGUAUUUUCUGAGGGCAAGAUACACGAACUUGGAGGCAAACAGGUGGAAAUAAAAAAGGCUGAACCUAAAAGGGGUGGUGGUGAUUUCAGUGGCAGUGCUCCCAAGUCAUAUGGUGGCUUAGGUGGUGCUGCAGCUGGAUAUGGUGCAUAUAAUUCUGCAAGUCGGUACAAUGGAAAAAUGGGCAGGGGCUAUGGUGGAGGUGGGUAUCCCACCUAUGGUACUUACAAUAAUUAUGGUGGAAACUAUGCUGGAAGCUAUGCGGGUUUCUACGGUGGCUAUGGUGGAUAUGGAUAUGGAUUUGGGUAUGGUGGACCCAUGUAUGGCAAUGCUGGAUAUGCGGCCAGUGCAUAUGGCAUGCCUGCUGGUUAUGGUGGGAAUACUGCCUAUGGUGGUGGUAGAGGGUAUGGAAAUGGUGCUGUUGGCCGUGGUGGUGGUAGCGGCGGUGGAAGUUAUGGUUCUGGUAGAGGAUAUGAUCGGAGUGGUGGUUCUACGACCGGAAGAUAUCAUCCUUAUCAAAAGUGAGGAAAAUUUUUGUCGACUUCAUACUUUGUAAUCAGCGUCCACCGACUGUUGGAGCAUAGUGAACUUUCCUCAGUUGCUGCGUGGGAGCAUCAACAAAAUUUGCUGUAAUUGUGAAAAAAAAAACACUCUGAUCAUAUUUGUUAAAAUUUGUGGUACUUUGCCCUAUCAGACCGGUUGAUUUGGAAGAGGAAGCAAAUGACAACUUUGCCAGCAUAAAUGGGUCUCUGAUAGGAGGUUUUCUAAGAUUCUUGCACUCUGUAAAGCAAAUUAAUGUGCAGAUCAACUUUUUUGCAAGCCAUAUAGAAAUGCUACAGCUUAUUUAUGUCGCAACUUUUAAUCCCAGGGAUGUUUUUGAUUGGAAUGUCUUAUCAGUUGCUUGUAGUUUUAAGCAUCGUUUAGAACAUAUAGGGUUGGUCUGUGUUGUGUGCUCUUCUUUUGGUUGGCUAAAAAGGAAGUUGGAAAAGCAGAUUGUAGUCGAGUACCUAACUGUAAGUUAAAGAUUUUGGCCAUCUUUGAAGUUUGAACAAGUUUCAUUCGUUGUGCGCUUUUA
Messenger RNA from Prunus dulcis (almond), 2035 nucleotides. RefSeq names its product heterogeneous nuclear ribonucleoprotein 1. The record is from RefSeq and is a predicted model, not a curated record. NCBI's taxonomy places the organism in Eukaryota, Viridiplantae, Streptophyta, Magnoliopsida, Rosales, Rosaceae. Bases 310 to 1485 code for a protein of 391 amino acids. The transcript has 6 exons. Gene Ontology annotation, cellular component: nucleoplasm. Gene Ontology annotation, biological process: regulation of gene expression. Gene Ontology annotation, molecular function: RNA binding.